AUGAAGUUUUCUACUAUUGCUGUUGCGCUUGGUUCUGCUUUCGCUACUGUUGCCUCUGCUUUUGAAAAUAUCCGAUCUCCUGACUAUCAAUUCAAUGUUACUUCUCCUUUGGUAAAUGGCACUUAUAUUACUGGAUAUAUUCUUCCCUACAGUUUUAUUCCUACUUCUCCUACAGGUGUGAAGCUUAAUCUCUAUCUCAGAUCUGUGAAUGGUUUCAAGAAUGAGACUAUAGUUGCAAACGAUGUUAGUAGUUCAUCUUUUGUUUAUCCCAUCACUGUUGAUGGUAAAGUUUAUAACCAAUUCUCUGUUAAUUAUCGUAUCCCUAACACUACUAUUCCUGGUCCCUAUGAGGCUGUCUUCCAAAAUGUUAAUACCAACAUAAACACAACUAUUCCUAUUGUUAUUAGUCAUCCUAUUUUCAAUACUACCUCUACUGCUUCCAAUAGAACUACUCUAAUUAUUCUUUAAUCCCCCCCCUCUCCUCCUCCCCUUAGUUAGCCCUAAAUAGCAUUUCUUUUCUUUUUUUCCCUCUCUCCCCCUUAUAUUAUUUAGAUACUAAUAUGUAUAUACCUAUGUGUAUAUAUGUAUGUGUAUUCUGUAGGCCAUUUUUUUCUUUCUUUUUUAUUACAUUAUUAUCUAAUAAAUGUACAUAGUCUGUGCACUUUU
Messenger RNA from Cokeromyces recurvatus, 666 nucleotides. RefSeq lists its product as uncharacterized. The transcript is spliced from 2 exons. The record is from RefSeq and is a predicted model, not a curated record. The coding region runs from base 1 to 468 and encodes 155 amino acids. Lineage: Eukaryota; Fungi; Mucoromycota; Mucoromycetes; Mucorales; Mucoraceae.